Molecule: messenger RNA, 273 nt
Organism: Lactuca saligna
Lineage: Eukaryota; Viridiplantae; Streptophyta; Magnoliopsida; Asterales; Asteraceae
Source: the annotation of a GenBank genome assembly
AUGAGACUUGAUGCAAUCGACGCGCUUCUUCAUUCCCAUCAAUUGACGCAAACGCUUUCCAAUUUCCAUAACAUCUCUGAUCUAUCAUUUCUCUCGCAACGCAUUCGCAUCGAUCUUUUCCUGAUAAACUCGAACGCUUGGAGAGUAACCAGGAAGAUUCUGAAACUUGUUGUGGCAACUGGGAAGGAGGAAAUCCUUUCUAUAUUCAAGCACAUAAUAAUAUCCUUCCCAUUAGAUGCUCGGAAAACUUUUAUAAGAUCGGCCACUGUUUGA